UGCGUUCAUUUAAUUUGCUGCACUUAUCUUUCUAACUUUGAGGGCCUCAUAUGUAUAUCCCUGCAUCCCUUACAAUAAAAUUGGAUCUUUGACCAUAAAGAAGAAUAAAAUAAUAACUGAAAAGGGUAAAAUGAUAAAUAACUGGAAAAAAUGAAAUGAAAGGGAUGAUCGUAAAUGUUAUUACGUAUUAAUAAAUACACAAAGCUGAAAUAAACAAGUCUGUUUUAUUGAUUUCAAUAUUAUAUUGAUGAAGGAUAUUUUGAUGUUAUUUUAAUAAAGGAAAGAUGAGUCGAAAUCCAUGCGCAGUCGGUCUUACAAAGACCGAGCUGCUUCGUCAAGCAAAAACUGCCGCGGCUUUGAAAGACUAUGAUAAAAAACGUGAAGAAACAACACGCCAUCAAGCAGAUCCAUUCAGUAGAAGACGUAGAGUAGUAAGGCCUGAACCAAAAAAAGUGGAUUUCAGAAAACCAGGAAUGACUAAAGCAAUGAUGGCAAGAGUAAAACAAGCAGAGAAAUUUAAACAAGAAUAUGAGCGCAAACAAGAAACGUUAGCUGCUGCUCGAAAACCUAAGCGAACGCCCGCACCGAUAGGAGGUGAUGCCAGGUCGCGACGACAGUUAAAUUUGAUUGAAAUCAAUGAUUUAAUUCUUGUUUUUUUAAUUAGGAUGGGUAGAGAAAGAGUAACAGAUAGAGAAAGAAGACGUAGUCCGAGUACAUCGAGACCUACAACUCCGAAAGCUACAUCCCCAGCUAGAAGAGAAUUUGAACCUGGACCUGGACUUAGCCGCUUACCCACCUUUAAAAGACACCCUCCUUUUUUAAGACCUGGAGGAAGUAGUGAACCAACUGUAACUAGAAAAACUAAUGAAUUAGCUAGAAUGAUGAAUGCUGACAUAGUUCAGGCUGAUCCAAUUGGUGAAGGACCAAUUAAUAACAUUGUGAUACCUCCUGGAAUUGUAAGUGAUAAUCGUACCACCAUUAUCAGCAUACAACAACCAAGCGCAGAUAUUGAAGCAAAAUCACAAUUAGCGAAUCGCUCGAUUCAAGUGAUAAGCGAUACUCUUGACGAACAAGAUGCUGUAGAAACUUCGGCGGUACAAGGUAGAUUAACGGAAUUGCAGCAAGCUAGGAGAGAUUUUGUUAUGGCUGUGGCAAAUGUUGGUGCUAAUGCUGUUAAUAUCGAAGAAGAAAGUCCCCCUCACUAUCGGUAUAGGGUACCUGAUUUAGAGGAUGAAUUUCUUCAGCCUGAAUAUACUAGAGAACAUCCAGAUGUUGUAGCUGCGCGUGAAUUCAUGGAACAAAGAAAUGCAGCUAGAAGAAUAGAGGAUGAAUUUGAAAGAAUAGCAGCUCAAGAACAAAUGGCUGAUGAUUUACAAUUAGAUGUUCCUUUCGAGGAAGAACUUUAUCAAGAAAGAGAUAUAUCUUGGGAAGAGGAUGAAAGUGGAAUGGCUAUUCCUCGUCCAUCUAGAGUGAAAGCUUAUAUACCUUCUGUCCCUAGACAAGCAAGACCAUAUGAGUACGAGCCAUUUGAUCCAGAAAAUUUAGAAAGAUUCUUUGAUCUUCAACGUCACCCACCGUGUCCUCAAUAUGGACCACCAACUGGUAGAGAGCAGAUACAUCCAGAUUUAUGGGAAUUGGAUGAUCCAUGGUAUAGGCCCCCUCCAGAGCCUGAAGGACCAGAUCUAAUGGAAUUUGAUCUAAUGGAUUUUGAUUAAUUAAACAUUCAUCUUCCCUGUCUUAUGUCAUUGUAAUUUACCAUGCACCUUAAAGAAAAGAAUAAUUUAUUGUAACUUCAUGUAAUGUAUAACUGCUACACACAUGUAAAUAAUAAUAAUAUUAAUAGUGA
Osmia bicornis bicornis is the source of this 1846-nucleotide messenger RNA. RefSeq lists its product as uncharacterized. The transcript has 5 exons. Lineage: Eukaryota; Metazoa; Arthropoda; Insecta; Hymenoptera; Megachilidae. The record is from RefSeq and is a predicted model, not a curated record. The coding region runs from base 285 to 1715 and encodes 476 amino acids.